AUGCUUUGUCAUGAAUCAAUCUUCAUAUGGACUUUCAUCCUUACUAAAUGCUCUGAAGUUUUUGCUCAAGCAAAAUUCCAACACUUUCCAAAUUCUAGCAUAACUUCUACGUCUUACACUACACAAGUUAACCAAUCUUCAAUUUACAAUCCAAAAAGUGUACUAUUUGAAUCAUCAACAGAAUCUUCAUCGAUUUAUAGUGACGUCGAGACAACUAAUUAUCCGUCGCCGACGCUGAGCCCUCCUACUACUUCCUGGACUAAUAUUGGUACUACAAGACAUGAAAGCUCUACCAAUCCUCUUGCCGUCACUAACACGCCUCAAUGGUCUGGGAUACUCAGUGGCGGUACAUCCGACACAGUUCCGGUCAACAAUCCUACAUCUCAAUGGCCAGGCAAUGUCAUAAGCGUGACUUCUAUCUUCACAUCAACGCUUAAUUCCACUUUACGGUCUCAAAGUCUCAUUCCUUCAACAACUUUCGGACUCAACACAAACUUCGGUUAUCCCAUUGCGCCCACUAACUCGAGACAAUUGAUCAAUAAUCCAAACAAGACUACAUUAUCUUUUCAUCACCAAACGGUUUCUAGUUUCGGGCACAGUGAGACGGGAACUUUCAACAAUACUAUAUUCAACACAUCCGUCACACCUCCUGAAUUAGAUCCCGAGACGGAUCCGUGCAUUGCUCUUGAUUCCCCUGACGACGACUAUUAUGAAUUCAUUCUGGUACCCAACACAAAAACAAUUACACUUGCUAGCAAUGCAACAUACACCCCAAUACCAGAGUUUAAACCUCCAACUUAUUGUCUACCGGGGAUAUCACCAGCAUAUGAGCUACCAUCAUUUCCAUUUGGCAAUGAUACCGACCCGAAUCUGAUAGAGUCAAAUGAAACAAGUACAGGAGAAUAUCUAACACUGUCGCCAUUAGCGUCUCCCAGUUAUUCACAAAUAAGGACGACAACCGUUGUUGUUACAAGCAAGAAUCCACAGGUUGUUUUUGCCUCUUAUACUCCACCACAUUUCCCGGGAAUUCCAGUAACAAAAAUUGGCAAGCCAUCUACACCAACUUUUAACUCAACUUCUACACCAGACUCUUCGGGUAAAGCAGUAAGCCCCGAAUCAAACAGUGUAGAGAAUCCUGAUGCAGAAUCUAACGAUGAUAUUGGAUCACCUUCGUCUUCUAAAACUUCAGUGGUAGUCCUUGGAGUCCCAGUUAUCUUGACACCGAACAAUGUUAUUAUAAAUGGACAUACGAUUAAAAGACAAAAUUCACCUUUAACCAUUAAGCAGAAGGGACAUACAUUUACGGUUAAUCCAUCUCAAGUAAUAGGCCCAGGAACAACAUUGACAUUACCAAGUUCAUAUAGAACUAUCCAAUCCACCAAUCCAGGGGCAACGAGUAUGCAAUCGCAAUCAAAUCCAACUUCAGCUUCCAGGGUAGGUAGUCUGGGGAAAUCGCCAACUCCGACUACCAAUUCAGCAGAUCCAGGGUCGAAGAGUAUGCAACCACAACCAGAUCCAACUCAUUCUUCAGGGACAUUACCAGGCCUGACUGCCAAUUCAGGAGAUCCAGGGUCGAAGAGUAUGCAACCACAACCAGAUCCAACUCUCUUUUCAGGGACAUCACUAGGCCUGACUGCCAAUUCAGGAGGAGUCAGUAUCGAAAUAUCAGCAAUUUCAACUCUAGUAGAUAAUAUUUCGGUAAAACUAGGAGAAUCUGUUGCUGUCGUGAAUGGUAAGAGCUAUUCAAUAGGUUCAGGAGCUCCUCAAGUAGUGACUGUUAUAAACACCCAGACAAUCACGAUUGGUGUUGCUGGAAUCCAAUUUGCGCACACGACUCUGGCGCCUUUACUUGUUGAACCUACGAACCAUGUGAUUAUCGGUGGUGAGCCCAUAAGUGUUGGAAAUUCGUUGGCAUAUAUUGGGUCUUCAACGUUUACUUACGGAUCAGGAUUGGCCAUUCAAACUGAUGUAUUCAAUGGACAAACAAUAGUUAUCUACCCUAGUGGAGUGGUCUUUGCACAAACGACUUUAGGAGGUAACUCAAGAUCAGGAAAUCAAAUUGGAAUAGUUGGCGGCCUCUCGGUGAUGGAAGUAGGUUCAUCAAUCGUAAUUGUAUCCAGCAUUAUGUUCAAUAUUGGACCUGGUGCUACUCCUACCAAGACAGUGAUCAGUGGGGAAAGUAUAUCUGCAGAUCAGAGCGGCCUGAUACUUGCUGGUACAACUUUAACAUACCCUCUCAUUCUUGCGACACAUCCUGUCACAAUUUCAGAUGUCACAUUCACGCAAAUUGGAUCAAGUCUAGCAGUUAUAGAUGGAACAACCUUUACUUUUGGACCAGGAGUAACACCUACUAGCCAUACUUUCAAUCAACAAACUAUAGAAAUUGGAAGUAAUGGCGUUGAGUUCUCAAAGACCACAUUUACAGGUGUCUCUGAAUCUUCCUCGAUGCAGGAUAUCUAUACAAGUACAAGUAAAGGAUCAAAGUUCAAAACUACAGGCGAAGACUCAACAUACAUGUCUACCUCUACAACGACGACAUCUGGAGCGGUGACAUCCACAGAUCAAGAGAGCGACGCUGGGAGGAUCAAUGCUCCAUUUGAAAUAUACGGAUGCAUCACUCUUGGUCUCAUUAUGAUGAUGACUUAA
Messenger RNA from Botrytis deweyae, 2646 nucleotides. RefSeq lists its product as uncharacterized. The transcript has 2 exons. The coding region runs from base 1 to 2646 and encodes 881 amino acids. NCBI's taxonomy places the organism in Eukaryota, Fungi, Ascomycota, Leotiomycetes, Helotiales, Sclerotiniaceae. The record is from RefSeq and is a predicted model, not a curated record.